This is a messenger RNA of Scophthalmus maximus (turbot), 2787 nucleotides long. RefSeq lists its product as uncharacterized. Bases 336 to 1805 code for a protein of 489 amino acids. The transcript is spliced from 9 exons. NCBI's taxonomy places the organism in Eukaryota, Metazoa, Chordata, Actinopteri, Pleuronectiformes, Scophthalmidae. The record is from RefSeq and is a predicted model, not a curated record.
UCCACUUACCUUUGACCACCGGAAACACGUCACUGGUUUGUUGCUAUGGCAGAAAAAAAAUCAGUCCGCUGUCGGUUAUUUACUCAAACAUUUGAUGUGAAGAGAAACAUAUUUAACCAAAACGCUCCUGCGGUUACACCACAUUAUUAGUAAUGUGAGUCUGCGUAGUGUCAAAGAAGAAUUCUGUGGUUCUUAAAAAUAAAAGCUAACGCCGAGCUAACUAGCUAACUAACUAGCUAGCUACAAGUUUUGGCUAAGCUAAAAAGCUAAACAACAACAACAAGUAGCGAAGCAACGGACCAAACGGUAAAACUCUGAAGAACCUUUAAAAAAAAAUGGACGUGAGCAUCGCCGUGUCGCUGAUCCGAGGCCAGAUGGGCGCCGUGGUGGAGCGGGCGGUGAACGGAGCGGUGGAGACGGUGCUGGCCGAGAUGCUCAAAGUGGUCGGGGUCAAAUUCGAGGAGCUGAAGACGCAGCUGGCGCUGAUGAAGCGCGACGUCACGGCGCUGCAGAGGGAGAAGGCGCUGAAGGAGAAGGAGAACGACAACAUCCGAUCCAAGCUGCGCUACACGGAGCUGAAGCUGAAGUACUACAGGCAGGGGGUGGAGGAGGAGCUGCAGCAGAGAGAGGCCGCCACCGCCUCCGCCUCCACGCUGGUCCAUGUCCACCAACCGUCCACCUACUCGCAGACCCAGAGAGCUGGUGCAGGCCUUUACCCCGCCGAGACCUCGUCAUCGUGCUCGACUCAGACCAGGAACGAUGAGGGCAGUCAAGACACAGGCGAGAGUGCAGACGCCGUCGUGGCUCCUCCUCCUCUUCCUCCUCUUCCUCCUCCUGCCCAAGCGCUGACUCUGGAUCCGGGGAAGCAGUCGGCGCCUUGUCCGCUGUCCUCGGACAGUUCCGCCCAGGCCGACAGCUCCACGCUGCCCCCCUCUGCUCCACAGGUGAUGCAGGUGAAGCAGGAGCAGAAGGAGGAGGAGGAGGAGGAAGAAGAGGAGGUGAUCUGUAUCAAAGAGGAGCCGGAGGAGGAGCAGGAGGUGAUGGCCACCUUAGUGCUAGACUGCCAGAUGCAGCACGGUCAACUGUCAGAGUCGGAGACUCAGAGCUCAGUGACUGGUUGGCCGGGGUUUCCAACAGGUCAGAGAAAUCUCUCCACCUCCUUCAGUUCGGCACCAAGCAGCUACCUGAUGCUUCAGCCGGAGGCCUCCCAGCGGUCGAUGGGAGCCUUGCCCUGCGGCCUCCCCCCUCGCCAGGCCGUGCGGCCCUGGGCCAAAGACUUCAGCCUCUACGAAGAAUACAAACUGCGCAGGAACGAGCUCCGCCGGCGAAGUCUCAACAGGCGGCGAGAGCUGGAGAAGACGCUACCUCAACCGCUGCUGGCCGACAUGGUGCGCGAGCGGCGAGAGAAGACCAGACUGAGGGUGGCGAGGUGGAGGGCGAAAAGGAAACUACAGGCCUGUUUGAACCAGACUCAGACUCAAAGCGGCGCCGCAGGACUUUCUCAAACUGUCUAUUCCAUCGGCAGCCAGCAUCAGGAGCUCCGAGCGUCUUGUGCGUCCACCUCCGGCGGUCAGCAGAGACGAAACUCCACGCUGCCUCAGUCCGGCAGCUACCUCAACAACAACAACAACAACACGUCCGCCGCUCUCCCCUUCAUGACCUCCUCCCCCUCGCUGCUGCAGCAAGGAUCCAUCAUGGCCGCACACCAGCACGCCGUGACGUCGACUUCAUCCUCGUCCUUCCCGCAGCAGGUCAGCCUAUCGCAGCAGGGCUUCUCUCUGACGGAAGCUGAUGUCUUACAGUGAGACGUUUUGGAAGUCAGAACUGUGAAUGUGCUCAGAUUUUAAGAAGGUGUUUAUAGAAAAUAUGUUGGAUGUUUAACAACCUACAAAAUGAACCAUCCAAAAGAUGAGUUAGUUAUUAGAAUUUAUUUACGACCUAUUUUUUACAACUAAAUUAUGUUAUUAUGUUAAAACUUAAUUAAACACGAACAUAUUUCAUUUUCGUUAAGGUGCAAAAACUAAAUAAUAACUUGAAAGAACAAAAAUUCUCAUUCAGUCUCAUUCACUGACCUGCAUGUAGCUGCGGAGUCAAACACUGUGGCCUAAAUCACAAGUAGUAAAACAGUUUCCACUGCCGACCAAAAAUAUCUAUUCCUCAGAAGUUCAUUUAUCAGUUUAGCCGUUGAUUUUACUUUUCUUUCAGUCUGAUUUCUGCUGCCCAAAAGAAAUGAGUCAAUAUUUAUUAAUACUCAGGAGCAGCGGCACUCGCUGAAAAGAGCCAAACCACUUGCUAUGAUUAUGAGUUUUGCGUCGUUUUCUGCCAUUGCCAGUCACAAAUUGUUCUUUAUGGUGGCGCACCAACUGAUUCAAUUUCCGGUUUCCGGCAGCGUCUGAAAAUGUAAAUGCGUUCAAAUAUUCAAGUAAAACACUUUCAGAAAACUUGUGUAAACUAUCUGUACUAUACACGGUAGAGAUUAUUUUGAUUCAGUACUUUUAACUGUAUAUAAGUUUUAUAUAUGUAGAUUUGUGAUAAAUGUCAUGAACCUGUAAAUGUUCCAGUUUUAAUGUAUUUUACAAUUCAAAUAUUUUGUUUGCGUUGAUUUGUUCUUAAAAUAUUGGACAAGGACGUGACGUGAUGUGCAGUUUUUUGGUUUGUUUUUUUUUACAACAAACACGUUUAGGCUGCAAACGAAAGAAAAAUCCAACUGGCAGAACAAACACAAUUGGCAGAUAAAGAUCUGACGAAAGAUUCUUGUUAGGUUUCUAAUAAAUGCAGCUAAAACAA